Paramecium primaurelia is the source of this 523-nucleotide messenger RNA. NCBI's taxonomy places the organism in Eukaryota, Ciliophora, Oligohymenophorea, Peniculida, Parameciidae. The record is from the annotation of a GenBank genome assembly.
AUGAUAUCAGAUAUUUCACUUAAUUAGGAAUAAAAUUUAAACAUUAACAGUCCACCUAUUUUAUCAUUUCUCAAAAAAUAAAGGAAAAGAUCUAUCUAAUAUGUUACAUUUAAGAUGCAAACAGUAAAAAUACAUAAAACAUUUGCUGAAUAUCAAGUAUUUUUUCAUUUUUAUCAAUAUUCUAGGUGUAAGUAAAUGAAUAAGGAAAAAUAUGGAUUAUGGAAAUACGCUAUAGUACACUGUGGCAAUUCUAUCAAAAACUUAAAAAACUUUUUGGCAUCAAAUUAACAUUUCCAUCUAAACAUUUAUUUGGUAACUUGUCUCCAGAUACAUUAAAAAAAAGGGCAAUCGGAAUUCAAUAGUUUCUAUAGGAAUUAAGCAGGUAAAUAGAUAGUUCAUUUUGUUUAGUAAUUAUAAACUCAUUAAUUCUGAUGAAUGUUCUUAAUUUCUGACAAAAUAAAAACAUUAUGGAACUCAAGUAAUUGAUCUUACUGAAAUAGAAGAAUUCGUAUUAGAUGCCUGA